Molecule: messenger RNA, 2139 nt
Organism: Ochotona curzoniae (black-lipped pika)
Lineage: Eukaryota; Metazoa; Chordata; Mammalia; Lagomorpha; Ochotonidae
Gene: DTX3
Product: deltex E3 ubiquitin ligase 3
Exons: 5
Coding region: 172-1170 (332 amino acids)
Biological process (GO): Notch signaling pathway; protein ubiquitination
Source: RefSeq, a predicted model, not a curated record
AGUCAUGUGACCGGCAAUGGCGGCGCUGACGAGAGUCCUAGUCAGCUGAGUGUGGAGACAGAGGGGCUUCUACUUGCUGUCAUCUUCCUUGGCUUUCCAGGUCACACAACCUACAAGUAGAGAGCAGAAGACAGUGAGCCUGCAUGCCGAUUCUAAGCUCCUCAGGAUCAAAUGUCGUUCGUCCUGUCCAGAAUGGCAGCCUGCGGAGGCACCUGCAAGAACAAAGUGACUGUCUCCAAGCCUGUGUGGGACUUCCUGAGCAAGGAGACCCCGGCCCGGCUGGCCCGGCUGCGGGAGGAGCACCGUGUGUCCAUCCUUAUAGACGGCGAGACUUCAGACAUCUAUGUCCUCCAGCUUUCCCUACAGGGCCCGCCCCCAGCCCCUCCCAACAGCCUCUACCUAGCCCGGAAAGCUCUCAAAGGGCUGCUGAAGGAGGCGGAGAAAGAGCUGAAGAAAGCUCAGAGGCAGGGGGAGCUGAUGGGCUGCCUGGCCCUGGGGGGUGGAGGGGAGCACCCCGAGCUGCAUCGCCCAGGCCCACCCCCUCUCCGUGCUGCACCACUCUUGCCCCCAGGAGCCCGGGGGCUACCCCCUCCGCCUCCCCCGUUGCCCCCUCCUCUCCCUCCCCGCCUUCGGGAGGAGGCCGAAGAGCAAGAGAGCACCUGCCCCAUCUGUCUGGGGGAAAUCCAGAAUGCCAAGACACUGGAGAAGUGCCGGCACUCAUUCUGCGAGGGCUGCAUCACUCGCGCCCUGCAGGUGAAGAAGGCCUGUCCCAUGUGUGGCCGCUUCUAUGGGCAGCUUGUGGGCAACCAGCCCCAGAACGGGCGGAUGCUGGUCUCCAAGGAUGCCACCCUCCUGCUGCCCAGCUAUGAGAAGUACGGCACCAUUGUCAUCCAGUACGUCUUCCCGCCCGGUGUCCAGGGGGCUGAACACCCCAACCCAGGAGUUCGAUAUCCUGGCACCACACGGGUGGCCUACCUCCCAGACUGCCCCGAGGGCAACAAGGUGCUGACCCUGUUCCGGAAGGCGUUUGACCAGCGUCUUACCUUCACCAUUGGCACGUCCAUGACUACAGGGAGACCGAAUGUCAUCACCUGGAACGACAUCCACCACAAGACCAGCUGCACAGGGGGACCCCAGCUGUGCGGCACCACUUUAUGUCCUCUUCCUUGAUUCCUCCCUCUCCACCUCCCCCCUGAGAGUCCCCCUCACCAGACAGGACCAGCCCUAAAGCAUCCCACCAUCUCUUCCAUCUGUUUCUCUUCCUUUCAACCUGGUCCCCAUGAACCCAACUUAAGCUGUACAAAAUGGAACAAAACAAAAAGAGCCAACUUGGGCUGUUACCUUGGAUUUGGGAGUGCUUCCUUGGGGGUGCCUCUCUUGGGACACCUGGAAUGAAGGGUGCACAUAAAGGGACAGAGGAGCAAGUCCAAGCAGCUAACCCUAGUCUUCAUUUCUCUUUGUCCCCAGGUUUGGCUACCCGGACCCCACCUACCUGACUCGUGUGCAAGAGGAAUUGAGAGCCAAGGGUAUCACAGAUGACUGAAGGACACCUUUCCCCCAACUUUGCCAAGGCCCCUGCCGUCCUCUGCUAGGACCCACUGGAAGCUUCUGUUCUCCUCCUGUCCCCCCUCCAAGCCCUCCUCCACCACACACACAAGUAGGGGGCCUGUCUGACUGGGGAGGGAACUCAGAAGGAGAGGGUCUGUCCCUUGCCUUGUCCCCUACUGGUCAAGCGCUUCAGUGCCCCGUGAGCUGCUCCCUGCUGGCAGUGGCUGGUCCCCCUGUACAUACUCCCCAAUAUCCCCACACUGUCCCCUGCCCCCCAGUGCCCUGGGCUGCUUCGGAUAUGUGCUGUGUUCCAGUGACUAAACUGAGAAAGGACUUGGGUAGGGUGGGGAGGGGAGGGUCUCCGGAAUUCAGCCUCCCACCUCUGGAGGCAGAGGGAGCGAGCCCCUCCGCUCCAUGGAGCCAGCUGUGUGUGUGCGUGUGUUCAUCAGAUACAGUUCUCCCACCUUUCUCUCUUGUGUCUGUCUGUCAGUCUCUUUCCCUCGCUCUUUUCUGACACCUUCCCACCCCCCAUAAGGAGCCUCGUUAAACCCUGUUCUGGAAUCGCCACCAGACUGUAGCUUUUAAUUUAAU